Molecule: messenger RNA, 2417 nt
Organism: Rhopilema esculentum
Lineage: Eukaryota; Metazoa; Cnidaria; Scyphozoa; Rhizostomeae; Rhizostomatidae
Biological process (GO): calcium-ion regulated exocytosis
Cellular component (GO): plasma membrane; exocytic vesicle
Molecular function (GO): SNARE binding; calcium-dependent phospholipid binding; calcium ion binding
Source: RefSeq, a predicted model, not a curated record
UGUUUCGUUUUAUGUCAGGAACAGAGAAUAAACCAUAGAGAGGGAAUAAACUAAGGUUUUUUUUAUUGUGUAGCUUUUUUAUGUUGUCUCAAAAGUGGUUUGCAAUUUUGUUGAGAACUUGUAAAUAAAAAGGGGUCUUUGGAGCGUUUCUGUUAUUUGGGAGGUCUUUGCAUGCAAAUUGUUCAUGAAAAAUAGAGUUAUGUUGCUCUUGGACGUCAUUUUGUUCUUGUUCAAGAAAACAAUCUAAGUAGCGACUCAGCCUCAACAAUGCCACGCCCCCCACAGAGAAAGAAAUCCGGACAAGUCCAUGGUAACAAGCCCAAACAGAAAUGAUGGCCGAUGGGAAUUGAAUUCGCCUUUGUUCUUUUCUAAUCGACAUGACAAUAUGCUUAUCAUAAUAAACCAUAAUGGAAAAGAAUAGAAAUCGACUUCUGUUUCUUUUCGGUUAUAAAAGAUUGUUUAAUCAAAUUCCAAAGAUUAUAAUUUUUGCGAAGGACACGGUACAUGGCUCCGAUUAUUUAAUGUGCUAUCGAGUAUGGGGUAUGAUGGUCUGGUGAUGCUGCGAUUCUGGAUCAGGACAAGGAAGAAAAAUGCCUGGUUUUUGAAUUAACGUGGCCAACUCCCCCCGAGCAACCGCCGAGAAAUAAGAGCUUACCAAGCAAAUAUGUUUUGUGAAUAGGGAAAGGUUUAUUGAAGCGACAGGAAGCAUGCUGCAAGUACCUGAUUGGCUUUUUGUGCUUUUAACAACAUUAAGCAUUUUGCUUAUGGUUGCAUUGCUGACAUGCUUGAUAUCCUGUGUUAUUGUUCGACUGAGAAAGCGGGGCAGGCAUCUGCCAAUAGAGCAUCAAUUCCUCAUGCAAGACCAUGCAUCCUAUGGACACAUGACCCCAUCAUAUAUUCCAUACACAGUACCAAAAGCUGUUCAAGCAUCAAUAGCAAAAGCUGCCAGCCCUCCUUACCACUUGCCAGUUUCAGUAAGUGGAAGGCAUUAUUAUGCAGAACACACCAGGGCAGUGGAUUAUUCAAACAGCAGUCGAAGUGAGCCAGCAAUAAACCGAGCAGGGAGUUUAGAUGACAGGUAUAGCAGCAAACUAGUGCCAAAGCUAAGGGAACCCUAUUUCAGAUCUGGGAGUCUGCUAAAUGGUAGCUACAAGCUGCCAAGUCGACCGAGCAGCAGAGCUAGCAGUCUUCGAAGUGAGCCUAUUGAGCCCAUUGAUCUGGAGCCUAAUCGUAACUUUUUACCAAGCAAGGAAGUAUACUUGCACAGCUCAUUGUUGAAUGCAGAAUCUCAAGAAGUGGAAGCUAAUAAUGAAUUCGAGGUAACAGAUUAUGUUGUCAGCUAUGAUCAGAAAGGAGAUGUUAAUGAUGUGGAGGGAAAGUUCCCAAAUGGUGCUUUGAUUUUGUCUUUAUUUUAUGACUCUGAUGCUUCACAGCUUGUUGUUGUUAUAAGACAAGCUAUUGACCUUCCUGUUAGCCAGGUGAGAGAAGAAAACUUUGAAGUAUAUGUUAACUUCUGUAUUCUCCCUGAAGACUUUUAUUGGCAACGGACAGAAUCUGUUAUGCAUACCCGACAUCCCAUUUUUGAGCAGUCAUUCAAGAUUCCAGAUGUUCUGCAUCACAAAUUGCGGCAAUACACAUUGUGUUUCCUAGUCAUGGAUUCAAGUGGAAUGCAGGAAACAAUAGUUGGAAAAGUGAUGGUUCCAUUAUCAGAACUGCGUGCUGGUAUGGAUCUUGAAAUGUGUAGAGAACUUGGCACUGACUAGAAAUGGCUCCUUACCUUUUGUGUUAUUUAUAUGUUUAUCAGUGAAAUUGGAAUAUAUAAAAAGGCAAAUUAUGUUACCAGUCUAGAAAUUAUAGCAUCAAUCAUUUCUUCCUGUUUUUUCCAAAUACCUUGCUACAGAAGAUUGUGCAAGUAAGCAAUUACAGACCACAUCCGCAUCAAGCCUGGCCUCUAAAUUUUCCUUUUUCAGCUCUAUUGUUGUAAAUAAUUUCUGUAAAUUGUACAAAUACUCUAACAUUGGAGAGGGCCUGCCAGGGGUAAUAGGGCCAAACAUUGAAAAAAGUUAUUUGGAACAAGGUUGAUUAGGGAGCCUGGGAACACAAACCCCUGGUAGGCAUCAAUGGAGAAUGUUUUGCAUAGAAAAGCCAGUUUUUAGGAAAUUAAAUGUAGCUAAGAAGGUAAAAUUUUUCAAAAUAUUCUUGGUUGAAUUUCUGCUCUUUGAAAGCAAUUGUUGAAUAAAAACAACCUCACCUGAAACCAAAAUGUUUGCAUUGGUAGGUAGGCAGGUUUGCUGUAAGCUUUGAUAAAUUAAGUGCAUGGAAUUUUAGUAUUGUGGCUUAUUUUUCUUCUGUAGUUUCAUACCUAAAUUAUAGACACGUUUUGUACUUGGUAGUGUGAUAUAUAUUUAGACCAAAUU